Messenger RNA from Eublepharis macularius, 2148 nucleotides. RefSeq names its product iroquois homeobox 5 (gene IRX5). The record is from RefSeq and is a predicted model, not a curated record. NCBI's taxonomy places the organism in Eukaryota, Metazoa, Chordata, Lepidosauria, Squamata, Eublepharidae. Gene Ontology annotation, biological process: cell development; neuron differentiation; regulation of transcription by RNA polymerase II. Gene Ontology annotation, cellular component: nucleus. Bases 176 to 1582 code for a protein of 468 amino acids. The transcript has 4 exons. Gene Ontology annotation, molecular function: RNA polymerase II cis-regulatory region sequence-specific DNA binding; DNA-binding transcription factor activity, RNA polymerase II-specific.
GGUGCCCGCCUAGAUCCGCUGCGCUGGGGAGGCGGCGAAGAGGGGCGCGCGUCCAGCCAAGGGGCUCUGCGCCCUCCGACCAGGCGAGAGAGACGGAGAGAGCCGAGCGGGCGGCGGAUCUUGCGGCUGCAGCUGCUGUGCAGGCUGGCUGGCGGGUAUAUGCCUGCGCUUGGCCAUGUCGUAUCCUCAAAGCUACUUAUACCAGCCCUCGGCGUCUUUGGCUCUCUACUCCUGCCCGGCGUACAGCACCAGCGUCAUCUCCGGACCCAGGACGGAUGAGCUGGGCCGCUCGUCGUCCGGCUCGGCUUUUUCCCCUUACGCCGGCUCCACCGCCUUCAGCGCGCCUUCGCCCGGCUACAACUCCCACCUCCAGUACGGCACGGAUCCAGCCGCCGCGGCCGCGGCCGCCUUCUCCUCUUACGUGGGCUCGCCCUACGACCACACGCCCGGCAUGGCAGGCUCCUUGGGCUACCACCCUUACGCGGCUCCCCUGGGAUCCUACCCCUACGGCGAUCCGGCGUACCGAAAGAACGCCACCCGGGACGCCACGGCCACCCUCAAGGCCUGGCUGAACGAGCACCGGAAGAACCCGUACCCCACCAAGGGCGAGAAGAUCAUGCUGGCCAUCAUCACGAAGAUGACCCUCACCCAGGUGUCCACCUGGUUCGCCAACGCCCGGCGGCGCCUCAAAAAGGAGAAUAAAAUGACCUGGACGCCCCGGAACCGGAGCGAAGACGAAGAGGAGGAGGAGAACAUCGACCUGGAGAAGAACGACGAGGACGACCCCCAGAAGCUGGAGGAGAAGGGCGACCCGGAGGCCACGGAGACAGGUGCAGGAGGCGUGGAGCAGAAAGGAUCGGCCCCGGGCAAAGACUCCGACGGCGCCCUGAGCGACUCAGACUGCAAAGACGCGACGGAGGACGCGCCGUCCAAGGGAGCGCCGGGGUGCUCGCCGCCUUUGGCCCACUGCGUGCCGGGCCGCCUUCUUCUGCAGGCGACUCACGAGGAGCCCUCCCCGGCCCACCCGCCGCCCCUCCAGUACAGACCCCCCUCGGCGGAGCUGCACCCCCUCCACCCCUCCAACAACGGCAGGUCGGUCAUCCACUCGCCCCAGCCGCCCCCGCAGGCGGCGGCCCUCUCCAAGCCCAAACUCUGGUCCCUGGCGGAGAUCGCCACCUCAGCGGACAAAGCCAAGGAGGGCGGCGGCCAAGGGAACGGAGAGGCACCCCUGCCCGGCCCUCCGAGCUUAGGGGCGGCCGGCUCGGCUCAGCAGUCCCCGCCGUCGAGGUCGCCGUCGGCUGCCCAGUGCCCUUUCCCCAACAGCACCGCCGUCCUCUCCCGGCAGCUUUACUACACGAAUCCUUUUUACCCGGGUUAUACGAACUACGGCUCUUUCGGACACCUCCACAACGCGGGCGCGGCGGGCAACGCCAGCCCGCAUUUUAACGGAUUAAACCAGACUCUUUUGAACCGUGCGGAAGCUUUGGCGAAAGAGACGAAGCUCCUCCGAAGCCAAUCGCAGCUCGAGCUUUGCAAAGACUCCUCUUACGAGCUGAAGAAAGGUGGAUCACCAGUUUCCUGACACAUUGAGCGCCGAAGGGGAAUCGCAACGUCAUCUAUGGCCAGCUUCGGGAGGAUCCACUGUGCUCGUAAAACUGAAAGACUGCUCUCCAUAGCAUCUUUGAUCUGGAAAGGAAGAGGUGACAUGCCACAGUGGUAAGUAUUUUAAUCCUGGUCUUCAAAACAUGGAAGAUCAGCUGAGAAUGAAGAUGGUGCAUUUGUUUCUAUGGAUUAAUUUCAAAAGAGCUUCUCUGACACAGGAUAAAAAGAAAUGCUCACAAUCCUCUGUGAGGUUAUAUUUUCCAAAACAAGCAAAAAACAGAACAAAGAACACCCCACCCCCUUUCUGACAAGAAUAUAUGUUGUUGACUUGGUCUCCUACUUAAUGUCGAAAAGAGAAGAAAACUGGUACUGAAACUUUUGAAAGCUGAUCUUCAUCUACAGUUUUUUUACAGCAAAUCUCAGUGGCGAACACAAGCAAGGCUAGAGAACUGGAGUUACGUUUACUGGUGGUAGAGAAAUGCCACCCUAAGAAAUGAACAAUAACGGUUAAAAAUAAAUAAAUAAAUUACUUUGGUUUGGUCAGUA